Messenger RNA from Pseudopipra pipra, 1107 nucleotides. RefSeq names its product homeobox C5 (gene HOXC5). Gene Ontology annotation, molecular function: DNA-binding transcription factor activity, RNA polymerase II-specific; RNA polymerase II cis-regulatory region sequence-specific DNA binding. Gene Ontology annotation, cellular component: nucleoplasm; nucleus. Lineage: Eukaryota; Metazoa; Chordata; Aves; Passeriformes; Pipridae. Gene Ontology annotation, biological process: embryonic skeletal system morphogenesis; anterior/posterior pattern specification; positive regulation of transcription by RNA polymerase II. The coding region runs from base 37 to 702 and encodes 221 amino acids. The transcript is spliced from 2 exons. The record is from RefSeq and is a predicted model, not a curated record.
UUCCCCCCCCCCCGACCCCCCCACGACUCCUCCGCCAUGAGUUCUUACGUCGCCAACUCGUUUUACAAGCCAAGUCCCCCCGUUGCUGCCUAUUCCAUGCAAAGUUAUGGAAAUUAUGGAAGUGUUGGCGAGGUCGAGCCGCCCAGGUACCGCUCGAGCGGCUCGGAGCUGAGCGGCCCCCUCCCCUCGCCCACCUCCCCGGGCGGCUCGGCCAUGGCGGGGACCCCCCGAGCCGCCCCCGAGCGACCCCCGUGCCCGGCGCUGGGGCCCGCGGGGCAUCCCGCGGGCAGCGAGGAGCGCCCGGCGGCCCGAAAGCCCGGGAUGUGCGGGGCCAGGAGCGGGACGGCGCCGCCGGAGGAGCGAGCCCGGAGCGCGGCGGAAAUCAAAGCCGAGCCCGUGCAAACGGCGCAGCAAGGAGGACCCCAAGUGCAGCAGCAGCAACCGCCGCAAAUUUACCCCUGGAUGACCAAGCUGCACAUGAGCCAUGAGACGGAUGGGAAACGCUCCCGAACCAGCUACACCCGCUACCAAACUCUGGAACUAGAGAAAGAAUUUCAUUUUAACAGAUACCUGACGCGGCGGAGGCGCAUUGAGAUCGCCAACAACCUCUGCCUGAACGAGAGACAAAUCAAAAUCUGGUUUCAGAACCGGAGGAUGAAGUGGAAGAAAGAUUCCAAGUUGAAAAGCAAAGAGGCUCUUUAGGUGCGAUUGCAGGAGGUCUGGGGGGGGCUCCCCUGCCUUUUUUUUUUUCUUUUUAAUGAUUAUUAAUAUUAUUAAUUUUUUUUAAUUUGUGUUUUCCAUCGCUUCUGGCGGAAGCGACCUCGAGGAAACUUGGAUUUUGGGGUGGGCAGGGAGGGAGCUGCUGGAUGGACUCUGGUCCGUACCCUUCACAAAUCCCUCAGACAAAGGAAAUCUCUUAUUAAUAUGCAAAAAGGAGAGGGAAAAAAACCUCCUCAACAAACCGACAACCCCGUUUGUGUUCGCGCAGCAAUUUCGUGUCUCUGUCCUUGGGCUGUUACGAAGUGUCCGAACCUGUGCGCUCUUUGGGGGGAAAACCAUCCAGCCGAACAAAAAGCAGGGCGGAAAAAAAAGGCUUAAAAAAAGAAA